AUGGGAUCGGAGCAACACACUCGACCACCGGCCUCGCGUCCGAUCAAGCCAAUCCUCAAGCCACCACCUCCAGCGGCGAAAACAGGAAUGUUUUCCUCCCUGUUUUCCGUCGUUUCCCGCGAACUGGAGUCGUUUGUUGAGAGUGUUCGCGGUGUUGAACAAGCCAGUUCCUCUCCGGCCAAGGAAUCGAGCCAUUAUGAGAUCCCUCCUCGGUCCAGUGAAAAUGGAUGGCGAUCUCUGGUGCGACGAACGACCGGACAACCCAAACCCAAACCGUAUGCUCGCCCAUCUCCCAAGAAAGACAUUGGCCAUCCCAAGCAACGCAAAGUGCCGGGCUUUACGAUACCCGCUUGGACAAAGCAGCCUCCGUUUAAUAAUCGACUACACGCAGUUGCUGAGUCAUCUCAUGAUGGUGCCGAGGAGCAGGAAUCGCAGGAGGAAGAAGAGCAAGGGGGACGGGGAGAAAGAGGAGAAGGGGAGGAGGAGGAGGAAGAGGAAGGUGAUACUGAACUGGAGGACCAAGGGGAUGGGGAUCCAGACGGAGAUGGUGAUCAAGUCGACAUGUUCGACACUCCAGGCCCCGGAAAGAAGUCCGGAAAAAAGGCGAAACAAAAGUCAGGCUUAUUGGGCAAGGAUGUGUCGAACAAGGAUAAAGGAAAAUCCAAGGCGAGCGCUGAGCAGAUCGCCAUAUGGGAGAAAGAGAUGGAGAGCGCGCGUGGGGCAAAGUGGGUGGAUCAUCGACGAUUGCUUCGCUCGAAGAGGAACUAUUGGGUGCCAAAGCGAGACUCAAGGCGGAGAAGGAGCGCUUUUUGGCCGAAGGUGGCGAACUUUCCGACGAGACACGAGGAAGAUACGGAGAGUGGCCGGACGAUAGUUACGAAGUCAGUCCAGGUUCAAUCACUCCCCGACCCCGAUGAAUCGAUGCGACGUUACCGCCGACGCACGACUCCCAUCGACGAUACGCCUGUGCCGAAGAAACGUGGACCUAGGACGCGGGCUUCAGGUCUUUCAUUGGGGCGGGCCCCGCCCCCAGUCCCUCCGACUGUGGUGGAAGAGCCUGCACCGGUGGAAUCAGAGCCUCUCCGACCUGCGUCACCUCCACCAGUGCCAAUCGACUCGGUUCUUAUGGACAUUUCACCUCAAAAGUCACCGCCCAAGGCUUCCCCUGCGCGUUCCCAUACAUCACGUUCACAGUCCCACCCGCCAUCCCCUACCCGGCCUCGACCAAGACAAGAGCCAGCCAGAGAAUCACCAGAACCUGAGCAGCCCGAAUCCCGUUCUACCUCUCCAUCCGAGCCGGAAAUCCAUACCGAGCCGGAAGUUGCUCCUGUUCCUCCCGCCCAACCACCACUUUCUCCAAAGGCUACAUCUCCACCAAUCCGUGCCAGGCGACCUAGUACUAAAAUACCAAAGGAUGCGGAAAUCACGAUCAUUAGCGACGAUUCUGACGAAGAUAACGACUCUGAAGUAGCAAACGAUGAAGAACCUCCCGAGGAGCCUAGAACUCAAGAACCACCCCCGCCUCACGUAGGUCGGUACCACCCAGAAGGGGGUCCACUCCUAAAUUAUCCAUCACAACUGAAACGCCUCGACGUCCGACACGACCUCCAGAGGAGGAUCAAGGAGCUGGAGGCAGAGGUUGUACGGCUGCGCGAAGAGCUUGCGAAAAAGGAUCGGGCACCAGCUGUGCCCAGUGCGCCGCUAGCUUCAGGCCCGCCACCGCCGCCUCCACCUCCACCACCCCCUCCGCCGCCGCCUCCUCCCCCACCACCCAUGGCAAACCGUCCAACCAUGCCUAUCAUGGUGGCUCGUCGGAGACCCGAAAACGGCGAAUUCGAUGAUGAGCAGGACGAGGAUGGUGAUGGUCCCCGCACAGAUUUGGAUCGAGCGUUGUGCAUGAUGAGAGCUGGGCUAAAGGCAACUACACAAACACCUGCCCCCGCCGCCAAGAUAUCUAGCGGCAAAACGCCCACUAUUCCACUAGAGUCCAUGACCGCGUUCUUAGAAGAGAUGAAGACGGUUAAACUCAAGUCCAGGGUCGGGCCUACACCCAAGUCGUCAGCAAUCAAAGUCAAAGUCGAAGAAGAUGACGACGACGACGUUGGCAAUAACACUUUUGCAUUCAGACGUCCGCGAGGACCGCCAUCAGCCCUCGAGCGCUCCGCGCGACAAACAGCACCAGCUCAAACGGAAGUGCGUCCGGGACACUUGGCCCAAGCGCACGCCUCGACAACGUCGGUCAACAACGCGACUCCGUUUCCGCUACCGGGUGCGAAACGAAAAAGACCAGAGGCAGAGCCGCAGAGCGUACUUCAGUCGGCUGUUCGACGUCGUAUCAACGGUUCCGGAUCCACUUCGCUGGACGCGACGACCGAACGAGAAGUCCCUACGCCAUCGUUGUGUUCUGAUACCACCGAGUUGGAGGUGGAAGAACGGGCGUUGCAUACACCUCCUGUUGAGAGCAGUAAACACGCAGCAGCGCUGCCAGAGAAGAGUACGGCUCGGUCUGUGGAGAAGAAAUCUGGUGCUUCGACUGAAAAGCCCAGCGCAUCUACCACGAAUAAAUCUGGGUGCAGGCUAAAUCUGGUAGAGACGUCCUUUCUCGAAGGCUGCCACUUCCCAGUUGAAGAUACCCAACCCGCGUCAGAGAACAACAGUCUUGGUUCGACAGGAGACAAGAGUAUUCCGGUUCCAGAAGAUACGAGUAUUUCCGUCGGAAAUAAAACGACCUCGGUACCUGGAGAGAAGAGUAUCCGGGCAGCAGCAAGUCAGAGACGGCGAUUCAUACCUGUGUUUGCUGUCCCGCCUGCACCCCCGCCUACCUCUGCAACCACACCCGCUCCAGCUUCUACACCUGCUCCAGCUGAAACCAGCACCGGCUCAACCAACCCUGCGUCCUCCGGGCCUUACGCUUUCUUCUCCUCUCCCUCGACCGACUUUAGUGCAAAGAAGCCCAGGCCACCUCGGCUGUUCACACCGCAAAGACGCGAGGUGAUCGUGGUGGACGAUUCGGACGAGGAAGAGUCGGCUAAGAGUGCGAACUCGCGCCGGAGUGUAGGCUCGAGACAACGAAAAGGUCCCAACGACUCGGACUCGGACGAUCCAUUGGCGUUUACCUCCACUCCUGCACCCGGGUCCAAGAAUUCCGGGAUCAUGAAUGACCUAUCGUUCCGAUCCUUGUUCCCCAACUCCGACGACGAGGAGCUCGAGAGCGAUGUUUAUACAGGAACGGGUACUCAGAGUAAGACUGCUGGGUUCCUCAAGGGAGGAGGUUCGGGCGGUCGCGCUGUGUGGGCUGGAGCUGGCACGGUCACUGGUGCAGAUGAACCAGCUGAGAAGAGUGCUUCGGUAUCGAGCCGAAGACGAUAG
Molecule: messenger RNA, 3369 nt
Organism: Rhizoctonia solani
Lineage: Eukaryota; Fungi; Basidiomycota; Agaricomycetes; Cantharellales; Ceratobasidiaceae
Product: cell surface glycoprotein 1
Exons: 14
Coding region: 1-3369 (1122 amino acids)
Source: RefSeq, a predicted model, not a curated record